Messenger RNA from Poecilia reticulata (guppy), 7425 nucleotides. It is a transcript of the gene rbm14b, whose product is annotated as RNA binding motif protein 14b. Gene Ontology annotation, molecular function: mRNA binding; zinc ion binding. Lineage: Eukaryota; Metazoa; Chordata; Actinopteri; Cyprinodontiformes; Poeciliidae. The record is from RefSeq and is a predicted model, not a curated record. Gene Ontology annotation, cellular component: nucleus.
AUGAGGAUUCAGCAUCCUCCGGGUGCAGCAGCCCUCCCCCCUCUGCAGCUUCUCCAGCAGUAUGCCCGACGUUCAAACGGAAGCAGACGCUACCAUUUUGAAACACAGCACCGCUAAGCGCUAUGGACAAGAGCCACACAGUGAAGCUUUUCGUGGGAAACCUGGCUCUGGACACCACCCAGGAAGAGCUGUCAGCCAUAUUUGAACCGUACGGCCAGGUCGUCAGCUGCAGCGUGCUGCGACAGUUCGCCUUUGUACACCUGCAGGGCGAGGGGGCGGCCGAUCGAGCCAUUCGGGAGCUCAAUGGGAGAGAGUUUCGAGGACGAAAUCUGGUGGUGGAGGAGUCAAGGGGGAGGCCGUUGCACUCCACAAAGGUGUUUGUGGGUAAUCUGAGUGGGAUGUGUACCACUGAAGACCUUAAGCAGCUGUUCCAGACAUUCGGGAAAGUCCUUGAGUGUGACAAAGUCAAAGGCUAUGCCUUCGUUCACAUGGAAAACAAGGAAGACGCUCUUCAGGCCAUCGAGGCAUUGCACGGUACUUCGUUUAAGGGCCGGCCGCUGUCUGUAGAGCUAUCCAAGGUCCAACCCAGCAAGCAGACACCCACGGGGAAAAUCCCAUGUGUUAACUGCGGGAAGCAGGGCCAUUAUGCUGGAGAAUGUCCGGUGGGCAAACCGUCUUUAGAGCAGUACCAGAGCCAGGCUGCAGUCCUGGCCGCUGCUGCCGCCGCAGCCGCCGGCCUGCCUCUGCAAGUUCAACAGAGCGUGCACAAUUCAGUCUACAACACAUCCACCUUUGACCCCACGUAUGCAGCUCUCACGGGAAUCACCACUGGUACACGUACUGAUGGAAACCCGGUGAAUCCGGCUGUCUACGGCGCCCUUGCCAGCCAGGUGUAUGGUGCUAAUGUGGCCAACCAGCUCUAUGGGACCGUGGCGAGCCAGGCAACUCUUACAUCAGGCACCACACAGGUGUACAGCUCAGUGACGCCCAAUAUCUAUGGCCAGGUGGCUGCAUCUCCAGCUGCUGCUGCUGCCGCCGCAGCGGCAGCUGCCGCUUACACAACUCCAGUUUACACCCCGACUGUAGCCAACCACCCUGUGUACCUGGCAGCUGCUCCUGGAAUAGAGAUGCCAGCAGCAGCAGCUACAGUGAACCCUGCUUAUUCUGUAGCUCCUGCGAUUUAUGGUGCUGCCACCCCAGCCUACGCUCACAUCAGCGCCAUGGGAGCAGCAGAUCCAGCCUCAGCCCUGUUUGAGGCUGCCAGGCAGGCUCACUACUUUGCCCAAGGCCAGCAGGUUGUGGCUGAUCACCAGACAGCUGCUGUGGCAGCCGCUGUGGCCAAGUCAGGAGAGAGAGACCGAAGUCCUUUACGCAGGUCGGCACCGCUUCUGCCAGACCCGGUGAUGAAGCCAUUCAUAUACCAGCGGGCCAAGCCACGCAGACCCUUGCUACCGACGCCAGCUGGUCGUGCAGCAGAAGAGGCGGUAGAGGCACCGGAAGAGUCGAUGGCCAGGUACUACGCCGAGUACUACCAGCAGUUGCAGCAGUACCCUCAGUUCCAGUAUGCCUACCCAUCGAACACAGUGGCAGCCAUUGCUGGCAUGCCAGGAGUCACGGGAGUCCCCGCGAUGUCUGCUCAGCCAGUCGCUACGCUGGAAGCCCUCAGGCCAGUGGUCCCCGCUGCUGCCGCAGUGGCAGCUGCCAUGGCUGCGCCCAGGGUGUAUGAGCCGCCGUUGCCGCCGCCUACGCGCAAGGAGGCCAUCCUCCACCGCCCCGAACUCUCCCUUCACACGCCUGAGCCCCCCUUCCGAUAGUUGCACUCAACUGUCUGCCCCCGCCCCCUCUCCCUCUCUGCCCUGAUCCCUCACCCCUACAUACUUUUUCCACUCAAAACUUGACCACCUCUGUAUGUAUGCGAGUGUGUGUGUGGCUGGGGGAUUUAAAACUGAGGGCUGUUGGGCUUAAUAACUUGCUUUACGACGGGGCUGACCGGCUAACCUUGGUCCAGUUUGCAUGACCACAGUGCAGCUUUGAAGACAGGCCUUCAUCUAUUUUUAUGGGCAUUCUGUGUGCUUUUCUGUUUUAACUUAUCGUGCCAGUCUCACACUUGUGCCAGUAUUAGACUGACUGAGUCAGUCGUUUCUUUUGCCUUUAUUUCUGCAACCCAGUUAUGAUUUUCUAGGGCCAAAUCUCCAGUAAUUUACAUCAGCCAUUCUACUUAGGCCUAGAUGAUCAGGUAGGGCAGCUAAUUUGAAACCUUUUUUGCCUUAUGUUGAUGAGUAUCAAUUUGUAAUGUUCUUAGAUGAAAUGCACACUCGUGUACCAGCUGCAUUGUACUGUGUCCAACAGAACCAAGGUUAAAGUAUUUUGGGGAGAUUGUUUGUCCUGGAUGCGAUGUGGAUGUUGUACGUGUGGUUGCGUGAGACGUGCGGGCUCUUGAUUUUUGCAGCGCACAAACGCAGCAGCAGCUAAGACUGCGCUUUGCAGAGAAAAAAAAACAAACAAUAAACGUAAAGCACACAUAGACGUACUGUAAUGUUUAUUCGUAUCUAUCCUCGCCCCCUCCUCUGAAUCUCAUCCUCACCUUUAAACUACGACACUGAAAGACACUGCUUCACCUUUUCCUCUUCCUAACUACAGCUGCCUACCUCUUAUUGUAAAUUUCAUUGUAGAUUGUAUUUUGUUCUGUACGUCUCCACACAUUUCACCCCAUCAGCUAUUGCAGCUCCAUGUAAAGCUGCAGCAGUUCAAAGUCUGGGUAGCUGGAUUUCGUUUUUUUUGUUUUCUUUUCUUUUUUUAUGUAUUGUAUUUGGUCCUCUUUUAUGUUCAGAGGCCUUUUAAAACACAGAAAAAAGUGUAAAUAGUUUAUUUCCAACAUUAUAGUUUACAUGUGACAUAAGUCAACCUAUGGGAUGUGAUGAGUUUUCAACGGGAAAAACAAUGCGUAACUACUGAACAAGUUUACAGAAGAUAUUUGGAUUGCAUCCUUUUAGAAACCAUUAUAUGUGACAAGGUCAGUCAUGUGCCUCAAAACCUUUAGUGAAGUGCAUUAAGUGGAGAGAUCUCCAAUUUUAAGUGCUUUUUUUCCAAAAUCAUUUCAACUGAAGCAACAUGAGCCUCAAAGCUCAGAAUCCAGAGGGCUACAAGUGGUAAAGCUUCCACACCUCCUAAUGGGUCUGUUUAUUGCAAACAUUUUUUUUUAAAACAAAGUGAGCCUCAGAGGUUCAUUAUAUAAGCCUUUGGUUUUAAGCAGAAACAGCAGUGAUAGCACCAACGAAGUGAGAGAUGGGGCAGUGUCUUCCAGUAGCCCCAAAAUAUCCGCCAUUUCUCCAUCAAACGCCAGAUCUGCUUUAGAUUCUGAUUCCAAAAAGCAUAUUUGAGUAUGUUUUUACUUGUCAAGUCAUCUGCAGUUCCUUGCAAAAAGAAGCAUUUCUACCUCCUGAAAUGUUGUCACUUUACAACCAUGAGUGUUGAUGUAUUAACUGAAAAUGAGCUGAUGCAUUUCAGCACAUAAUUGUGAAGUAGAAUGAAGAGACUUCAUUGCUUUCAAAUUUUUAGCCACAGAUGCUCAGUUAAAUGUUGGUCGGGUCAGUGUAAGACAUUAAUAUGCUUUGAUCUAGUAUUCUAGGAUUGCCCUGUAUUUAGCUCCAUUCAUCCUUCUGUCAACUCUAAUCAGCUUCCCUGUCUUGACUGGAGAAAAGCAUGGCCACAGCAUGAUGCUGACACCACCAUGUUACACUGUAAGAAUGGUGUGUGCAGGGUGAUGUACCUUCAUUUAGUAUUUUUCCCCAUGUGCAGCAUUUUGUAUGAAGGCCAAAAUCGGACAUUUUGGUCUGGUAUGAACAGAGCACCUUCCUCCUCGUGUUUGCUGUGUUCCUUGCAUGGCUUCUUACAAACUGCAAACUGGACACAUUAUGGAUUUCUUUUUGACCUUCUUCCCUAAAGAACAGACUUGUCUAAUAGUUGUUUUAUCGACAGAUUUUUCCCACCUGAACUGUGGCUCUCUGCAGCUCCUCUGCGAUAACCAAUGAGCCUCUUGGCUGCUUGCUGAUCGGUGCUCUCCUUGUCUGGCAGUUUGGGUAGGCAGGUUUUGCAGUCGUGUUAUAUUCAGAGAAGCUGUAUCUACGCUGGGAUUAAAUCAAACAGUUUACUCAUUACCAGACUUCUGCGCUGGAUUUUAUGAAGAGUUAUGAAAGUGAAUGUGGUUGAAUAUAGGGGUGUCCUGAUCCCAUAUUGAUAUUGGUCUUCCAAAAUCCUUCACCCAAACCCCUUUGGUUGAUAAUAAAUAGGUCAGUUGUUCUCAUACCAUUUGUUACUGACUAUUGUUCUCUGAGUAAUAUCACUCGAUCAAACCUUUUCUAACAUUCCACACUAACGUAUGUUUGAUUCGUGCUGAUAUCAUAUCGUGCCAGUAUGCUUAUCAGCCAAUACUCAAAGCUGCAAUAUUGGUAUCGUGUUGGAAGCAAAAAAAAUAAAUAAAUCUUUAGCGGGACACCUUUAGUUGAUUAUAAAUGUUCACAUUUUUAUUUUUACACAAAUCCUACCCUUCCACUUCACAAAUUAUGUUCUACGUUGCGCUGAUCUAUCACAGAAAACCCCAAUAAAUUAUACUGAAGUUAGUGGUUGAAAGUGACAAAAUGUGAAAACGUUUAGUGGUAUGCAGUAUGUUUGCAAGGCACUGUAGAGAGGGUUUAUGAAUUUUUUGGAUAUUGAUUUUUUUAUUUUUUUUUAUUUUUAUUUUUUUUCUAAAUCUGGAAUUGGAUUUCUUGAUGCGUUUCACAAUGAUGCCAAAGUCCAGAGUGGCGACUUCCAUCCAUUUACAAUCAGUCAUUUGUGUUGCAGCUAGUAUUUGACAGCAGACCAAUGCACAAACAGAAAAGACCUUCUGAAAUCACCUGACUGCCUCAUUGUUUCCCGCUUCCCCACUCCUUCUGUGGUUUUUAGUGGUUAUAAGUGACUUUUGCAUCUCAGAGUGUAAUCUUUCCGUGUCGUAUAUAAAAACACAUACCGGUUGCAUCCUUUGUAGAAUUAUGUGGUUUUCAAAAUGUUUUGUUUGCCAUGUAUUUUUUAGAAAAGUAUUUUUAAUUUAGCCUUUUUUUCAUAUAGAACAGUGAAAAAAAAUCAGCAUGCCUUUUAUUGAGAAAAUGUAUACUUUAAACCUUAUACUGAUAAUAAAGAAUGUUUGGCUGACUACUGUGGUGAGAGAAAGCAAAGGGUUUGGACAUUUCGCCUUCUUCCUGUUUAUGUUCCUCUCCGUUAUCUGUCUCUCUUGUGUAAAAAUGACCACCAGACCCAUUUGACUGGGGAUCCAGGGGGAGGCAGGUGUAGAUGCUGGCCCAGCUUUGCUCACUUUGGUCAGGGUAAGUCCGGGUAGGAGCUCCUUCCUCUCUCCAGCCUCUCAAACGAGAAUAUCCCAAAUUUAGAGUGCUAAGAGCGGUGCCUAAAAUUGAUUUCCAUGUGUAAGAUUGCAUUGUACACAGUGAAGCUGCUGCGAGGGCUGGGGAGAGGCUCACAGAUAGAAUGGCCUGGGUGCAUUUUGAUCUGUGGAGCAGUCCCUUUCUUGGGGUUUGAUGGGUGUGCGUCUGGUCUGGUCCAAGUCUGGUCUCUCUCCUUGCUGCACCAAAUUCUCCCUUUUCCGUGUGUCUCUGUGUUCACUAUGCUCUCAGACCUGCAUGUGUGAUAAUCUGUAACUGUGCCGCAAGAGAUAAAAAAAAAGCAAACAAAAAAACAGCCCACCUCGACAGUCCAGCUCUGAACUAACUAUCUCAACUGAAUUAGGUCACCAUGCUACCUGGAACACCCUGUGUGCUGCCUCGCGUGAGCCGUGGGGACGACUUUUAGCGCGACGCCACCGCAGUGGAAACUUGUUGUCUCUCUUUCUCUUCACCACCAAGGUAAAUCGACUAAAUGCAAAAGAAAGAAAUCAUGACAGCACUGACAUCUCUUCUCCCUAAUUGCCCCAUCCCCUUCCUCACUUUCCUUUGACUUUGGCUUGAUACAACACUCCUACCCCUCUUCCUUCCCUCCGCCAUUACCACCUCCUUUCUCUCCUCCCCCCUCCCUGAGUCCGUAAUCUCUCUUCUACUGCAUCGGCAGUGUUUGUACCUGUAGCCUGGGUCUUCUCACUGGGAGUGAUGGGCCGGCUGGGGUGGGGCAGGGUUAAGACCCCUUCUUAGGACUGAUCCUGUCCUGCAUCAGCAUAUUGAGGUGCCCUUUGUUCAGUUGUUGUGUGAGCUGGUGAACAAUACGUGCGAUGUGUCAGGGUGCGUUUGAGUGUGAGUGUGGGUGCUAAAAAAAAACACACAAAAAAACGGGAUACUUUUUGGGCGCCAUUUCAUUGGUCAAUGAGGCUUGGCGUAAGUGGACACACCCCAAACCCUUCCCCUUGCCAGCUAAUCAACUCCUGUCCACCGCCGUAUUCGCCGCCCUCAACCCUCCUCACUCUUCCUUCCUUCCUCCUCCUCCUCCCCCUCUCCCUCCUUCACCCCCGCCCUGCUCUCCCUCUUUGCGCAUCUCCUCACCUCUCCGCCGUCCACGCACACAGCGCUUUUUGUUUUUUUACCCGCCGGCACCGCCGCCACCUUGGAUCUGGGUUCCAUCGCUCUGGCUUGGACUCAACUUCCCAGAACCACCCACCUGACCCAAAACACCUCCCUCCCCACCAUCCACCUUUGUUACCAUAGACGCCCUGGCGUGCCGAAAAGGACUAUGUAUUUGUGGCGGCCCUCCUUUGGACUUUGUCCUGUGACACAGAGAGACUUGAGAGCUCAAGGAAUUGCUUUGCUGCAACUGUUGAAUGUUGGUUGUCCAUAACAUGGCUCUGGCAGGGGAUGUGAAGGCAACGUGUAAUGUAAAGCAACUUGAAACAGAAGAUUGACAGUUGUCAAUCAGAAAGAUCCUAUAGGAAAGGCCAACAGGCCAGACUGACCUGUAGAUUCUCCUCAAUCUCAGGGUUCCUAUAGGACUUUUCUGUCACACGUCAUCUUAGUAGCUUGUAUGUGUACUUACUUACUUUUAGGGAGUUCAAUCUCUGGACCAGGUUUUCAGUUAACUUGUCUCGCAUUUCCCAUAAGAGUUUCUGGAUGGGAGUGAUGCUCUCUUUAUGCCUAACAAGCAAGAAAGCACAAAAUAUUUGAAAAUUUUAUGGGGUGAGUUCUUGGUUUAGUUUUGAAGGUAUGGAACAAUAAAAGGGUUAAAAAUCUAUUUUCGUACGCAGCUCUUGUACACAGGCCAGUUUUAUUAUAAUAAACCUAAACCAGAGUAGGGCCUCCGUCCCAAGCUCCUCUCUCCCCGCUAGCGCCUCCAUACCUCCUUCUUCACUCUCCCAGCUCCCCACUAAAGGCUUCUUCUGGCGCUUGUAAGUCUGGGCCUUCAAUCAUGCUUGGGUAAAUGCAGUUCUGCAUCUCUACAAAAGAAAAGAAAAAA